CCACAGAUGGUGCGGAAGCUGCUGCAGCUGCUGGAGAUGGAGCAGGAGACUGAGAGCGAGAGCGGCGGGUUUCCCCUGGCCGCGGCCACGGUGCUGCACAAGAUGCUGGAUUGCCGCAGGUACAGCACGCAGGUGUGCCUGCUCUUCCCAGAGUUCUUCGUGGCGCUCAUCUUCCAGCUCAAGCGGUCCGGGGAGCUCGCUUCCGAGGAGGACAGGGCUAUGUAUGUGAACGAGUGGGCCCCGUUCGAGCCUCCCCCCGCCACCAGGACGUUGGUGGAGGCGGCGCUCCGUUUGCUCUGGUGGAUGGAGCUGGAAGACCUGAAGAGCACCAUGACCAGACUGGAGAUGUGGAGGUGGCUGUUGUGCGGUGAUGAGUGGCAGAGCGCCGUGCCGGACAUCAGCGAGAUGAUGCUGAGUUCCUGCCGGGAUCAGUGCGCCCGCAUAUUCAGCCACCUGCAGAAGCUGCUGCUGCACCCUGAGCUGCGGUGGAGGGAGGUCCCCGCCUUAACAUUCUACACAGAGCUGUGGAGCUGCGAGGAGCUGCGGGACGAGGACACCUGCGCGGAGGAGAUCUUUAGGAAAUACAUCUGCAGCGAGAAGCCCAGGAGCAGGGAGCUGGCGCUGCGCGGGCUGCGGGGCCUGUAUGCCCAUGUGGGUGUCGGGUCCUGGCCCCACGUCCCCCCCUGCCCCCACCGUGCUCCCCGUCGCCCUUGA
Molecule: messenger RNA, 714 nt
Organism: Numida meleagris (helmeted guineafowl)
Lineage: Eukaryota; Metazoa; Chordata; Aves; Galliformes; Numididae
Exons: 6
Coding region: 7-714 (235 amino acids)
Cellular component (GO): cytoplasm
Source: RefSeq, a predicted model, not a curated record